UUUUCUCCAACGCUUCUACACUCUUCACUCUGAAUCUUUAGCCGUCUCUCUUUCAAAGACCAAAACAGCUUGUUUUGAUAAUCUAGGGAUUCCCUACAGCCAUGGAUUUCUCCACCCUUUCCAGAAGAGAGCUCCAGACUCUGUGCAAGAGGAACAAACUCCCAGCCAACCUCACCAAUGUCGCCAUGGCCGAUUCUCUCAAGAAUCUCAAACUCGUGGAAGGAAUUGAAGAGUUGCUGAAUCAAUCUCCACAGAAAACAAUGAACGGCUCACUAAGUAUCCCUCGCACUGCUGCAAGAACCUCCGCUCGAAGAAGGCCAAUCACUGAAGAGCCAGAAAGCUCACAGCCAUUGACACGCAAUCACCGGGGCGGGACAAGGAGAGCAGUUGCUGAAGAGGUGGUGGACCUGGAAAUGGCCGAGGUGGUGCCUAAGACUCCUGCCGCACCAAGGACUCGGAGUAGGGCUCCAGCUGCUUCUGCUCGCCAAAAGACAGAGACCCAGAAGGAGACAGCUUCCGUGCAGAAGAGCGUGUAUAACACGAGGCGAUCCGUGAGGCUGCUGGAAAAGACCAUGGCUAACUUGAGCCUGGGGUAUGAGAACAGUAUGCCUCUUAAGAUGAAUGAACUUUCCUCUGAAAUCAACAAUGAUUUUGAGAAGACGGAUGUCUCAGUUGAUGAGGGGUCUAAUAUGCAGACAGUAUCGGAGGCGAACUCAGAGAGAGUUGAUGUUUCUGAAGUUCCACUGGAGAAUGAAGGGCAGUUGAACGGUGAUGCGGAGGAAAAUAGCAAGGCCGACGUGAUUGAAGUAGAUGAUUUCGAGCAAAAAUCUGAACCGGAAGCUGAGGUAUCUGAAUCAGAGGCAGCCUUAGAUGACAUUGUGGUUUCAGAAGUUACGGAUGCAGCAUAUGACAAGAAACCUAAUGAUGAAGAAACAGAAAACUCUUUGGCCGCCAAAGUUUCUGAUGACGUUUCUGCUGAGGGCAUGGACCAUUCUAUUGCUGCUGAGAAACCGGAAGAUGACAUCACUACGGUGGAGGAUCAAAAUCUUGAGAACGACGAUUCUGACUCGAAAUCUGCCGCUGGGGAGACUGGAGACGUUAAGGAUGUGGCUAAUGUAGAAGAAGCUGAUAAGCCUGAGCCAUUGACUCUGAGCUUGUCUGGUGACCAGCAGCCUAUGCUUAGUGGCAAGGACUCAACGUAUGAGGUGGCAGAGGCGGAUUAUAACGAGAAAUUCGAUUUUGAAUCAGACUCGAUCAAGGAUGGAGAUUCUGGUGACAGCACUGAAGGAGAAUUUAGUGAAGAUGAACCCACGGAUGAAAACUCAGUUGAGUGUGAUAAGUUCGAUUCGGAAACAGAAUCCAUGACAGAAGAUGGUUCUGAUGAUGCCGUCGCUGAGGAAGGAGAAAAAUUUGGUGAUGAAAGUUUGGUUGGUGCUAGUAAUGUGACUAAAGUAGCAGAAGUUGUGGUCAAUAACUCUGAAGUUGAUGUUUGUGUAGAAGGCGACCCAGCUUUGGACAAGGCUCCAACAUUGCCACCCUCGGAAUCUGAGCAGCUUCCGCUUCAGUUUCCCCGUCCAACUCUCUCAAAACCCGGGAAGUCUCCAGGCAAGAAGCGAUCGGAAGUCACGAGCUACAUCUUCGAUGACAAUGAGGAAAACAUUGAUGAUGGCAGUGACAAUGGCGGAGUUGAGGUCAAGAGAGACGCGGAUGCCACCGACAAGGAUAGCGUGGCGAGUGGAUUGGAGGCUAAGAGUCUAAGGCAGCUAAGGAAAAUGCUGAAAAGUCAAUUGAAGAUCAAGACAGAAGAUAAGAUGGUAGAGAAGCCAAGAACUGCGUUGCAGGAAGUAGCAGAGAACCAAAUGGCAGGCAAUGGGAACUGAAACAGUCAUUUACAUGAUUAUUUUGGAUUUUAUGGUUAAACCUUGGUUUGCCUCCUUAUAGAGAAGCUUUUGGGGGUUUGUUGUACUUGAGAGUGUUUUAAGUAAUAAUAAAUGAAAACUAAUGAAAAUGUCUAAUAACGCUCACCCACCCAAUCAUGUGAUUGUGGGCUUGAAAUUUGUCAUUUUUGCUUACAAA
Molecule: messenger RNA, 2076 nt
Organism: Malus domestica (apple)
Lineage: Eukaryota; Viridiplantae; Streptophyta; Magnoliopsida; Rosales; Rosaceae
Product: methyl-CpG-binding domain-containing protein 10
Source: RefSeq, a predicted model, not a curated record